ACUGUUCAGGCCGCGCAACCGCGAUUACUAUGACAGCAUCGCAAUACGAAAUUUUAAGUACCUCUAAUUGUCGAUUAUUCGACGUUAAAUUAACAGCUCAAGUAUUAUGAAUUAAAUUAAUUAACAAAACAAAUUAUUAAAAAUAUAAAAAAAAAGUUGAAUUAAGAUAACGCAAAAUGAGUAUUUCACAAAACAGCACAGCAACGGUUGUUUGCAGGGAAGUUUUUGAUGAGACGUCACAUCCUUCAAAUGAAGAGGUACUUGAGUAUGCAAAAAAAAUUGGAAUUGAUCCUGAAACAGAGCCACAUUUAAUGGACAUAGCUAUUGAGGGUUUAAUGGCACCGUUACCAAAAAAUUGGACACCCUGUUACGACAAGUCAGAGCGUUGUUAUUAUUAUUGCAAUUCAACUAAAGCAAGCACCUGGGAGCACCCCCUUGAUUCGAAAUACCGGGAGCUUGUCGAGCAUAUAAGAGCGGGUCAUAGUCGUCAACCAAGUGUUGAUGAUGAUUCAAAAACAACAGCCAAAGAAUUAGAGUCACACGAGGAUGCAACUCUGCCAAAAGAAUCAACACUAUCAAAAGUACCAGUAUUAUAUACUAAAAUCCCAAAAAAAUUGGCACCACUACGUAAAUUUGGCAUUGAUACAAUAAUGCGUCGUAAAGAUUGUGAAAAAAUAAAUGAUCCAUCAAUACAAUUAGCUGAUCGUUCAUCACGUGAUUAUACAACUAUACGUUAUCAAGAUCCAAAAUUUUUUGAAACACCAGCUGUUAUAAAUAAUAAAGAAAUAAAAAAUAUAAGUGAUAUUGUUAAAAGAUCAGAAUCAAUGAGUCCAAAAUAUGAAAAAGAUUGGGAACAAUUAACAAAUAAAUUUAGUUCUGAAGAAAAUAUAAUUGAUAUUGAUAAGCUAAGUUUAAGUUCAUUAUCACAAACAGAUGGUAAAGAUAUUAUUGAAGCAAUUGAUAAAGAACGACAAUCACGUAAAUCAGAUUAUCGUCAACAAAAAGAAUUAACACUAAGUGGUGGUGGUUUUAUGUUUUUAAAAAGUAAUCGUAGUCGUGAUAAUACACCAGUACAUGAUGGUGCUGGUAAAAUUGAAGAUUUUCAAAUUUCAUGCAGUGUCAAUGAGGGAUGUUGCAGUAUUGAAAGACCAAAAUCAAUUUUACGUGAAAAACCCUGUGAAGAUGACGAUCGUCCAACUGAAGAGGAACGCAAGAGUGUACGUUUUGAUCUUGAAAAAGAUCCAGAUAAUAAUAUGUAUGUUUAUUCUGGAUCUGAGGAUGAAGACUGGGAUUCUGAUUCUGAAGAAAAAGAAGUAACGAGUGAUCAUGGUGAUAUAAAAAGUUCAUUUUUUGAAAAAUUACAAAAAAAUCCUUUACAAUCACCAAAAUCAAAUGAACAAUAUCAACAACAAGAUAAUCAAAAUAUCAAGAGCUCAAUCAAUACACCAAGUACAUCAAAAUUAAUUUGUAAAAGAUUUGUCGUUGAAAGUGUUUCAGAAACAGAUCAUUUAUGUCAAUCAAUAAAGGAUAAGCCAAUGGAUAAUGAUUAUUUGCCAAAUAAUAAAUUUGUAAAUAUUAAAAAUAUUGAUUUAUUUUCAAAAAGUGAUACUGACAGUGGUACACCACGUUCAAGCAAACAUGAUGAAUCAAGUUCAAGUAAUUUAGAUAAUAUACGUAAGAGUAAAGAAAUAAUGCUCGAAGCUAUGAGUUUAACUGAUGAACGUAAAAAAAUUGAUAAAUUAAUUGAAAAACAAAAAAGUGAUAAUUUAAUAAAAUUACGUCAUGAUUUAGAAAUUGUUGAUAAUCAUGUGCGUAAUCGUAAAGGGCAUAAUGAAAAACAUCAACAGCAUGAUGUUGAUGAUGAAGAUAAAAAUUAUAUUGAUAAUAAAUAUGAUAAUGAUGUUGAAAAAUAUAAAAAAGAAAUUGAUGAUAAAUUGGAAAUGAUUAAGAAACAAAUGGAUGAUAAAUAUAAUGAAGAAAAAGUAUUACUUGAAAAUGAAUUGGAUAAAAAAUUAUCAGAUUUACGUAAAGAAUUUGUUGCUAAAGAAAAUGAUGAGAUACAAAAAUUAAUAACAACAAUGGAUGAUGCUAGAAUGGAAAAUUUAAAAAAAGCUAAAAUUGAAUGGGAAGUAUGUUUUGAUAAAGAAAGACAAGAAAUAUUUGAAAAAUUAAAAUUAGAACUAGAUGAAAGAAAAAAUGAAUUAUUAAAAUUACGUAAUCAUGAAAUGGAAGUAUUGGAAAAUGAAUUUGGUAAAAAUCUUGAUGAUGAAAUUGCAUUUAAAACGAGUGAGCAUAAAAUAUUAAUGGAACAUAAUGAAAAAAUUGAAAAUUUAAAAAAAGAACUUGAUAAUGAUUUUGAUGAUUUAAAAAAUAAAUUAAGAAGUGAACAGAGAGAAAAAGUUACACAAAUAACAGAUGAACAUGAAAAGUGUUUGGCUGAAAUACUUCGUGAUUUUAGAACAGAGGAACGUUUAGCAAGAAAAGUAUACAAACAAAGAUUAGAAGAAAUACGAGCUGAUUUUUCUCAAGGAAUUGAUAAAGAAGCAAAAAAAAUGUCAGAACAUGCAACAAGACAAGAGACAGUAGAUUUUGAAAAAAUGCGUUGUGAAAAACGUUUACUUGAGGAUAAAUAUAAAAUAUUAAAAGACAAAUAUUUAAAAUUAAAAAAUGACGUACGUUUAGCAGUUGAAAGAAGAAGUAAAAGAAAAGAGGCUCAUGUUACAACAUCUGAAACUGAAAAAUCAGCAUCAACACGUACAAAAACUGAUAGAACAGAAUCAAUGGAUCGAAAAGCUCAACCGAUAAUCAUCAACACAAAACAACGAUCAGUUGAUAAUCAAUUCAUCAACACAGAAAAUAAUUCUGAUUCAAUUCAACUACAAAGAUUUCAAACAAGUCGUACAAGCUGUGGUGAUUCAAGAAGUUCAAUAAAAUUCGAAUCUGAUGAUGCAACAACAGCAAGUGAAACAAUGAAUUCAAAUGUUAUUAAAAAAAGAAGAUCAUUUGCUAGAAAAUCAACAAAUAAUAAUUCAAAAAUAUCACAAAAUGACAUUAAUAAUAUUAACAACAACAACAACAAUAAUAUUAUUAAUAAUAAUCCAGAAAAUCCAGUUGAAAAUAUUAGAAAACAAUUGGAGAAGUUGGAGGAUUUGGGUGAUCAAUUACCAAGUAAUGAUGCUGCUUACACAUUGAGAUAUCCAUUUCAAGAUAAAGGACCAAUGAAUGCAUCAUCAGAGCUUGAAUUUUUCCGCCAUCGUAUUCAUGUUGAAAGAGAUUCAGUCAAGCGUGCAAGAGAUGCACUUAGAGUACAAAAAAAUGUAUUUCAAGGUAGACAAAGAGCUUGGAAACAAAAAAGUGCAAGAGCAACAUUGGAACAACUUGUUAUGGAGGAAAGAGAAUUAUCAGAAAUGGAAGUUAGUCUUCAUCGUACUCGAAGUUUAUUGGGUGAAAAAGUUAUUCAUUUGAGACAUUUAGAACAAUCAUUGGAUCGUGUUACAAAUAAUAAAAAAAAUGAAGAUGAUAUAUCACCAGUUAAAAGUGAUGAAUUAACAUUGAGUGAUAUGUCAAGUGCAAGUAGUGGAUUUAGUUCAACAGAUUUAGAUAAACCUGAUAAUUUUCAAGAAUCAUCAGAAAUAAUAAAUAGCUUGGAAAAUUUAAAUUCUGAAAUACGUGAAAUUUGGGGUGUAUUAAAUAAACGACAGGGUAAUAAUAUUCCACCACCUCCAACAUUGUCAUAUUCUGAUCUUGGAUGGUUGUCUUAUCAUCCCAUGACAAAUCAAUCAAAUAAUUUACAAGCAUUUGGAACUCCAAAUAUUCAAUCAAAUAUAUUGUCACAAUUGGCAACAUUACCAUCAACGACAACAACACAAAAUAUAAUUGCUCAGUAUGGUCCAGCAAGUGGAUUUACAACGAGUAUGGGAAAUGUUGAACGUGGCCCAUCAAAUUUAAUUGAGAGAACAAGAAAUAUGAGAGACUGGCUGCGACAAGCUCGCAUUGAAACUUCAGACCUCAUUAGUCCUAAUCAAGCACCACUUUAGAAUUUUAAUAUUAAACUUCACAAUAUUAAUAACAAAAUUGUUUUUUGUUUAUUAUAUUUUUUAAAAACCAUUCGUUAAGUUUUUAAGUAGAGUUUUAUUUUUAUAAUUUUAUUUUUCUUUUUCUGUUUAAAUUAGUUUUACUGUUAUUUGAUUGUUAGAUUUAAUCAAUUGCCAAAACAAAAAUAAAUUAUAUUAUAAUUAUAAAAUACACAGAGACUAUGAAAAUGUUGAUUAACAAUUCAAAUUGUCAUAAAGUCAAAUUAAAUGGUAAAUAAUAAAUAACCCGCAGUCAUAAUUUAAAGUAUAUAGAAAAAUCAAAAUGUUAAUCUAGUCAAAAAUUUUUCGUGUCAUCAGAAGUAUUAUCAAGUGCUUCCCCAAUUAUAUACCAUUAGUUAAACAGUAUUUUAUUUAUAAAAAAAAAAACAAAGAACAAAAAAAAGAAUACCAAUUUUUGUUUUAAUAAAUGAUUAUUAAAAAUAAA
This is a messenger RNA of Aphidius gifuensis, 4518 nucleotides long. RefSeq lists its product as uncharacterized. The record is from RefSeq and is a predicted model, not a curated record. Lineage: Eukaryota; Metazoa; Arthropoda; Insecta; Hymenoptera; Braconidae. Gene Ontology annotation, molecular function: protein binding. Bases 177 to 4037 code for a protein of 1286 amino acids. The transcript has 10 exons.